UAUCAAGUGAAAGAAGUACGAGGGCGAACGGUUUGUCAUAUCACAAUCGUUAGUGGGUGAGCAAGAGAUAAAGCGGUCUCUCUCAUUCUCUCGAGAUUUCUUUCCCAAAAGCUUCCGUUAACUUCAGGGCUUCCAAAACAAAAAAAAAAACAAAAAAAAAAAAACAGGCGAAGCACCCGGAAAUGAGUGCGUAACGCGGGUCUGAUGAUCUUGACGCUGUUUCGGUGGAUUUUCAAGCGCAGAGAUUCAACACAAUAACGACCUACGAGUGCGCAUAGAAACCAAAGAGACUCUUUUAUUGUGCUUGCAAUGAGAAACAUGAGCAUUCGGAACGGCACAGCGGAAAAUGGAGACAUUAUAAGUGAGUACCUUUUGGAGAAAACGACCAAAGAGCCGAGUCAGCCGAGGCUCCCUGGUCCUCCUCCUCCUCCUGCGGACCAAGACAUCCAGCCAGUUGAUCCACCAUGUAGAAGCAGGAGAAGCGCUCCACAGUUGGUCCCCAGAGGAUUAGCUCCACACAAUCCGUUCAGCUUUGACCAGGCCCCAACCGUGAAAACUGCUGGUAUGGCAUCAAUGCAUCCCUUGCGAGGCCACAAAGGGUCUUCUCAGCGACGGGGACAGGCAUCUGUAGCACCCCAGUGUCUUCAUCCUCAGCAGUCUGGGACAGAACAUCUGGAGCGCUUCCUGGAAAAGCCUGAGAUGGUGGUGGUGGAGCAGCCAAAGGAGCGUGGCAUGCGAUUUCGCUAUGAGUGCGAAGGACGAUCAGCGGGUAGCAUCCUUGGAGCCUCCAGCACUGACGCCAGCAAAACUCUGCCUGCUAUUGAAAUUAAAGGCCCCAUUGACAAUAUCAAGAAAGUGAUGGUCACCGUGUCUCUUGUGACAAAGGACAUCCCGUACCGGCCACACCCACACUGCUUGGUUGGGAAAGACUGUUCAGAUGGCAUCUGUGUCAUCCACAUCAAUCCCCACAGCGCUCGUCGACACAGCUUCGCAAAUCUGGGCAUCCAGUGUGUGCGGAGGAAGGAACUUGAUGCCUCACUGCAGAAGAGGAGGAAUAAGAAUAUUGAUCCUUUUAACACGGGCCACUCUAAGAGCAUUGAAGACAUGGACAUGAACGUUGUGAGACUGUGUUUCCAGUGUGAGCUGGAACGAAAGGACGGAGACAGAAUCCCCCUCGCCCCUGUGGUUUCCAACCCAAUCUACGACAAGAAGGCGACCACAACAGCAGAGCUGAAAAUCAAUCGGCUUAAUGUGGUCAGAGGCCCCUGCACAGGAAAGACUGAAAUCUACAUGCUCUGUGACAAAGUGCAGAAAGAUGACAUAGAGAUAAUCUUCAGCACGGAGGACUGGGAGGGCAAGGCGGAGUUUGCUCAGACGGAUGUCCACAGACAAAUCGCCAUUGUCUUCAAGUCCCCACCAUUCAGGGAGCAGAAUAUAUCUGAGGAGGUGGAGGUCAGCGUGUGUCUACGCCGCAUAUCUGACCGCAUGGACAGCGAGCCAGUCAAGUUCACGUAUGUUCCAGACAACGCAGAUCCCUACGGAGUGAACCGCAAGAGAAAAAUAAAAUCGGAUGUCAAGUUCAGCGAGCCAUGCAGCAGUCAAGACCUCAUUGUGAACGAACCUGCCAUGUCACAGCAUUUUGACCCAUUCUACACUCAUCCCGAUUGUACCGUUCCCAAUGCUUCCAUGCCAAUCACUGUUCAGGACCGAGGCAUCCACAUGUUAUCCCAGGGCAUGGAGGAAAUCCACUAUAACGAAGACUUUAAACAAGAGGACGGUUGUAUUAGCAUGGACCCAGAGGCUUUGGAAAGCUUCUUCCGAGGCUUGGCUCAGCCAGGUUCAGAGCAUUUUUUAAAUGAAUUUCAGAUCCUUGAUUUAAACUUCGGUUUAGACGGCACAGAUACGAACUCAAACGUCAACCAACCUAUGAUGAACAUGGCGUCUAUAAAUGAUGUGCAAUUCAGUCAGAUGGUGAAUGAGAAUCAGGCCUAUCCAGCAGAUUUGGAGAACAUCGAAGGCCUCGUUUUCCCCCCUGUGAAGAGCGAGAAUGACCUGGACCAUUGAAAACCACUGUGGACUUUUGGAUUUUGGAUAUACAGUCGCUGCUGACUAGAAAAUCACUCCGGACCAGGAAAAGACUAAGUCAAACUUGUUAUUGACUAAAAAACCUGUUCAGCUGGCACUAUGACUUCCAGUUAGGUAAUAAGUGCAUACAAAUGAAGUAAAUCACCUGCUCGGCCACUGGUCUUGAAAAUGGACAGUAAAACUGAGGCUGAUGACAGCCAACGAAAGGCAGGAGAAGCAGGUAGCCAUUGCAUUUUCAUUGUAAAAAGGGAGCUACAUAUGCUGCUCAACUGCUUCUAUUGUGCCAGUUAUGAAAUGUGUCUGUCAUUUGCUAAUUUAUUGUGUGGGUUUUAAGAGCAGAACAGAUAAGUAUCGAGUAAAUGGUCCCAGACCCAAAUUCACUGAAAUAUUUAAGUGUUAUAUAACAUGAUAUUUGUUUUGAACAUUUCUGAACAGUUCAACUGUUGAGGAAUUUCAAUUAACAGCAUUAAGGAGACAAAAUUAGACAUGAUUCUGAAGUAGCAGUUGGAUUAAUUCAUGUAAUUCAUACCAAUCUGACACCAUGAUUUUUCAUUUAAUUUCUUUCAUGUAAUCAUCAACAAUUAAAAUCCCCCACCAAAUCCUCUGCCCAUUGCUGGCCGUUGGUAAUUCCUGAACAAAAACAUAGUUUGUUAUCGUGAUAUCUGGUUAACCAGUACAGCACUAUGCUAAGCUGUAAGGGUUCGUUCACACAAAACGUGUUUUUGCAUUCCUCUCCGUUACUUUUCUAUUGUUUUUCUCUGUAAACAAGCGCUAGAAGUCUGAACGUUGUGUUCAUGGCUUGCAUCUUGUGCAUGGCGCAAUGUUCUAACGUGCU
Rhinichthys klamathensis goyatoka is the source of this 2920-nucleotide messenger RNA. RefSeq names its product v-rel avian reticuloendotheliosis viral oncogene homolog B (gene relb). Bases 310 to 2064 code for a protein of 584 amino acids. Lineage: Eukaryota; Metazoa; Chordata; Actinopteri; Cypriniformes; Leuciscidae. The transcript has 10 exons. Gene Ontology annotation, biological process: cellular response to stress; canonical NF-kappaB signal transduction; regulation of transcription by RNA polymerase II. Gene Ontology annotation, cellular component: cytoplasm. Gene Ontology annotation, molecular function: DNA-binding transcription factor activity, RNA polymerase II-specific; RNA polymerase II cis-regulatory region sequence-specific DNA binding. The record is from RefSeq and is a predicted model, not a curated record.